CAUGUUCGCCUUCAACUACAUCCUGCUGGCGCUGUCGGGCAUCUGGCCUCCGGAGGGCCUGCCGCCCGCGCUGCUCGGCGUGUACGUCGUGCUCAGCACCGUCGCGCACGCCUUCUUCUUCUACUCGUGCGGCGCGUACACGGUGGGCUUCCUCAACUGCGACGACGUCGACCUGGCCAUGGGCGCGGCCUGCGACGUGCUCGUCGUCUACCUCACCUGCUACAAGAUCUUCGUGCUGCUCAAGAACAAGCGGGUCAUCAACGGGCUCGUGUACUCGCUCAGGCACGAGCUCAACGUGUCGUACGCGCCGCUGCAGCGCGCCUGCCGCGACCACGAGGAGGCCGUCAACAACCUGGCGUCCAAGGUCACGGGCCGCUACUACCUCGUGCUGCUCUCCGUGGACGCCACCUACAUCUUCAUGUACUUCCGCGCUGAGCUGCGCGGCCAGGUGCGCAUCCCCAUGUGGGACCCGUUCGGCGCGCGCGUCUCCACGGGGCUGCCCUUCCUCCUGUACAGCUGCGUGCCCGUCUCGGCCGCGCUCAUGUCCGGCAUCCACACCACCGUGUUCGACACCAUGAUCCUCACCUUCAGCCUGCUGCUCGGCGCCAAGAUCGACAACCUGACGCGGCUGCUCGUCACCCUGGAGGAGGACACGGGCCCGCGGCCCGCGGCCGAGGUGCGCGCCGAGCGGCAGCGCCGCCUGCGAGAGGCCGUCAUCAUCCACCAGAAGAUCAUCAGGUUCGUGGACAACCUGGAGCGUGCGCUGUCGUCCCUGUCGCUGGCGCAGCUCAUGGAGUCCCUGGCCACCAUCUGCCUCCAGGGGUAUCGCCUGACGGCCGCGCCGCCCUCCAUGGACGAGGGCAUCCCCAUGAUCAACUUUCUGCUGUGGCUGCUGCUGCAGCUCUGGAUCCUGUGCUGGAGCGGGGAGAACAUCGCCACCAAGAGCAAGCACCUGGCCGUGGUGGCGGCGCGCUCCCACUGGGCGGACGCCGGCCACGCCUUCCACGUCAACAUGCAGAUGCUGAUGCUGCGAGCGCAGCGGCCGCUGGCGCUCACCGGCUUCAAGAUGGUCCGGCUCAACUACUCGACCUACGUCGAUAUUGUCAAGAACUCGUACUCCCUGUACACGUGCAUGCUGCGCAUGCAGUCGAAAAAUCGUAGCGAGAAACCGAACAGGUCACCCGAGAUGAGUGAAUUACCAUGAAGAGUCAAGAAAAAGAUUCCAACUAGUUUUGAAAUAUUGUCUAGUCCGAUCAGUAGGGUGGGGCAAAAGCAAGUGCCCCAUCCUUUAGUGUCCUCUUUCGUAUUUUACUCUGUUCCAUUUUCUCUUUGAAGGUGGCCAGCGCUACUGAUCAUUUGUGAUCUUUUCUUACUUUUUUUAGGUGCAGUAGAAAUUUUAAUUUAUAUUUUCA
Frankliniella occidentalis (western flower thrips) is the source of this 1412-nucleotide messenger RNA. RefSeq names its product odorant receptor 4-like. Bases 2 to 1204 code for a protein of 400 amino acids. NCBI's taxonomy places the organism in Eukaryota, Metazoa, Arthropoda, Insecta, Thysanoptera, Thripidae. The transcript has 6 exons. The record is from RefSeq and is a predicted model, not a curated record. Gene Ontology annotation, biological process: sensory perception of smell; detection of chemical stimulus involved in sensory perception of smell. Gene Ontology annotation, molecular function: olfactory receptor activity; odorant binding. Gene Ontology annotation, cellular component: plasma membrane.